Colletotrichum orchidophilum is the source of this 1821-nucleotide messenger RNA. RefSeq names its product ankyrin and HET domain-containing protein. Bases 1 to 1821 code for a protein of 606 amino acids. Lineage: Eukaryota; Fungi; Ascomycota; Sordariomycetes; Glomerellales; Glomerellaceae. The transcript is spliced from 5 exons. The record is from RefSeq and is a predicted model, not a curated record.
AUGUGUCACCAACGUAUAUUCGUUCACGAGCAUUGCGACUGCGUCUGGGACAAAUACCGCAUUCUCUGUGAUGAGCAUGAUACACCUGGUCACACUUUUAAGGACUGGCCCAUCCCUGUCGAUACACCAUGCGACAUACAUCCCGGGGGCACCCCGUUCGUUGUGACCUACUUCCUCCGAGCUGCCGAGUUUGAGUUCCUUGAGGAUGAUGAUUCUAGCACAGACACAAGUUCAAACUUGGAACUUCAGUCUGAGGAAGUAUACGACUCAGAUGAAGAGCGCCAAAUCCACCUUCAACAGGAGGACCGAGGAGAAGAGCAGUGCCGGGCGGCAUAUGGCAGACUGGACGGAAAUCUCCUACCAUUUAUCAACGACAAGUCGUAUCAUGUCCAGGACGACACCAUCAUGCCCAAUAAGGCAUUCUCGACAGAAGAGCCGUACACCUCAGUUCCACCAGUUGACAAAUCUGAGCUGUCUCCUAGUUUUGAUCAUCAUGAAUGUGACGGCGAGGAGGUUUCACAGCUGUACCACCUGCUUCCCCUUGGCAUAGACAAAGUCUGGGUGAUCAAGUUGCAGCACACUCACUCUCUGCUCCCUCCGGUUGAUUUUGUGCUUACCGUACUACAACUGGGCUUCAGCAUCAACCAAGUGUACAUUGAGGAGAAGUCGAUCAAAAUGCAGAAGAUGGACAGAAUUUACUGCGAAGCAAGUUGUGUGAGAAUCUGGCCAGGCGAAGCAGAAGACUCUACAGAAGCGGCCACGCCUCUGCAGAACAGCGGUCGUGCUCUACAGGAUGAGGCAGGAGCCACUCAAAGAAUCAUGCAGGAUGACGAAGCAAUUGGCGUUCUGAACAAGCUACUACUACGUUGGUACUGGUCCCGACUUUGGGUGUCUCAAGAGAUCCUCUUGGCAAGUCGCACGGAAGUCCGAUCCGGCACUUUUGUCGCAGACUGGUGGACGGUCAAGAUAUUGGACACCCUUACCAGCAAUCCGUCCAUUUGGAACCCGAUUGGACUUCGGAAAAUAUCCAUUGGCGACCUGAGCAAAGCAUCAAUGAACAUUGCGCAUUUCAACGUCCCGUCAAGCCAACUUGAGAGCAUCGAAAACCUACUAUUUCCGAACACCCACCUGCAGGCGUCAAGGAACCGCGACAAGCUACAUGCGCUCAUGGACCUUUAUAAUAUUAGGGAUGAUCUGGCCGUUGACUACUCCGAAUCCCUGCGCGGCACAUACAACGACUUCACGCGUUGUUACACUCGGCGCACUGGUGGUCUGAGCUUGCUCUCCGGCGCGGGACUGUGCCAGUCAACCAGAGGCCGAGACAUCAGCCUUCACUCAUGGGUUCCGGACUUCCACUGGACAGAAUUCAGAAAUUCAUUGUUUCUUGCCGCCGAAUUCUCUAAAGCCUUCGACGCAUCUCAACUCGAUGGCAAUGAAUCUAUGUGCAAGGAGACGCAUCGGACAUUCUACAUAGGCCGCGAAAGCCACGGUCUUUCUGGAAAACCUACGAUACAAGCUCUCGCCGAAGGCAGCGUUGUGGACAGUGAUGCGAAAGCUAUGCAAAGAAGUACAGGACAACACGAUCAGGGCAUGAAUUCUUCACUGCUUCGCCUUCUUAGUCUUCUCAAAGACGUCGAAAACUUAUACAAGACAGGUUUUCCUGAACGAGGACGCGAGCUUGAUGUCGCCGCUUUCUUGGUCUUGGUUUGGGCUGGACUCAUGCAAGUCGAUGAAUGGCUCUUGAUAUUUGGCGAAGUAGUGGGCGGUUCGGACAUGGGUCAAGACCAUGAUCACGAGUUUGAGAACAUUCUGUUAGUAUGA